AGCCAUGAGAUCAUAACCUGAGCCGAAAUCAAGAGUCGGACGCUUAACUGACUGAGCCACCCAGGUGCCCUUAAUUUUAUAACUCUUGAAAUAGGUACUUUCAUCCUCGUUUUUGAAACUAAAAUGGAAGUAACUUGUUCGUAUUCUCAUAGCUGAAAGUUAGCAGAGCUGCAGUUCAAAUCUUAAGGAAUAUUACUCCGUAUCUCAUUGACCAGUACUCAUCACGGGUUUUGUUAAACUUUACGUUCUCCACAGCAGUGGUUCUCAAAGUGUGGUCCCUGGACCAGCAACAUCAACAUGACCUGGGGACUACUUCAAAAUGCUAAUUCUUGGGCCCAGCUAUGGUCUGAAUGUUUAUGUCCCCCCAAAAUUUGUAUGUUGAAAUCCAGAAAUACCGUAAAAGGAGGUGAGAUCUUUGGGAACUGAUUAGGUCACGAAGGUGGACUACUCAUAAAUGGGAUUAGUGCUCUUGUAAAAUAGAUCCCACACAGAAGGUGCUGGCUGUGAACCUUUAGUGAGGUCUCUCACUAAAAUGUGGCCACACUGAUGCCCUGAUCUUGGACUUUCCAGCCUCCAGAACGGUGAUCAAUAAAUCUCAGGUGUUUAUAGGCUGCCCAGGCUGUGGUGUUUCAUUAUAGCAGCCUGACUGGACUAAGAAAGUUGCUACCCUAGGCCUAUUGAAUCAGAAACUGGGAGUGAGAUGGAGGGUUUUUACUGUAUCUUAACAAGCCCUCGAAGUGUUUUGAAUCUACAUUAAAGUUUGAGAGCCUCUGCUCUCUGUGUCUAGUUCAGGGAACUUCACCUUGGUGCCUUGGUGUUGGCAGGAAAUGUUUAUGUGAUGAAUAUUGAGUAUGUGACCAUGUGGACAUUGUCUUCUAGGUUUCUUGUUGUCUCUGGGGAGCCCCUGGGUUAGAUCUUUCUCCAGACUCCAGCCUGCCUCCCCCAGCAGCUCUGCUUGGAUUUACAGAUGCCUACCAGGCUUUAGGCUCCUGAGAGAAUAAAGUUUGAGACCUACCAUGACGAUGUCAGCUAAUCAGACCUCGCCCCAAAAAUCCCUGAUCCUGGUUCCAGAGGAAUAUGACAGUUCAUAUGAGGGAUCGGUGUCCUUCAGGGAUGUGGCUGUAGAUUUCAGCAGAGAGGAGUGGCAGCAUCUAGACCUUGCUCAGAGAAACUUGUACCGGGAUGUGAUGUUGGAGACCUACAGUCACCUGCUUUCAGUAGGGUAUGAAGUUCCCCAACCAGAAGUUUUCAUGUUGGAGCAAGGAAAGGAGCCCUGGGCAUUGCAGGGUGAGAGCCCACAUCAGAGCUGUUCAGAAGAAUUGUGGCAGAUUGAUGACCAGACAGAAAGCUAUCAGCAAAGAGAAAACAAAUCUUUAAGAGAUGUUGUUUUCAUCAAGAAAAUACUGACUGCAAAGAAGGAUUAUGAAUAUAAGGACAUUAGAAAAAUAAUCCAUGUGAGCCAAAACAUUCUUUCCCCCAAAAGAGCCCAUCAGUGUGAUUCAUUUGGAAACGCUUUGAAGCAUAAUUUAGAUUUACACAGUCAUUAUAGAAACAGUGCAUCAAAGAACAUGAAUAAGAUUACUGAAUAUGGUAAAAUUUCUUCCUCUACUGACCCUGAGUGUUCUCCAACAGGAGAGAAGUUAUGGGACCAUAAUCAAUGUGGAAAUAUCCUCAGCUAUAAACAAGCACCCUCUCAACAUCAAAAAAUUCAUACUGGGGAGAAAUCUUACGAAUGUGCUGAAUUUGGAAAGAUCUUCACCCAAAAGUCACAGCUCAGGGUACAUAUGAAAGUUCAUACAGGAGAAAAACUCUAUGUGUGCAUUGACUGUGGGAAAGCUUUUGUAAAGAAUUCAGAAUUCAUUACACAUCAGAGAACCCAUACUAGAGAGAAGCCCUAUAAGUGCAGUGAAUGUGGAAAAGCUUUUUUCCAAGUAUCUUCUCUCUUAAGGCAUCAAAGAAUUCAUACUGGAGAAAAACUUUAUGAAUGCAGUGAAUGUGGAAAAGGCUUCUCUUACAACUCUGAUCUCAGUAUACACCAGAAAAUUCAUACUGGAGAGAGACACCAUGAAUGCAGUGAUUGUGGCAAAGCAUUUACACAAAAGUCCACGCUCAAGAUGCAUCAGAAGAUUCACACAGGUGAGAGAUCUUAUAUAUGUAUUGAAUGUGGACAGGCCUUCAUACAAAAGACACACUUGAUUGCACACCGAAGAAUCCAUACUGGAGAAAAACCAUAUGAAUGCAAUAACUGUGGGAAGUCCUUCAUUUCUAAGUCACAACUCCAGGUACAUCAACGAAUUCACACAAGAAUGAAACCCUUUAUAUAUACUGAAUAUGGGAAGAUCUUCAACAAUAGUUCCAAUCUCACUACACAUAAGAAAGUUCAAAUUAGAGAGAAAUCGUCCAUAUGUACUGAAUGUGGUAAGGCCUUUACGUACAGGUCAGAACUGAUUAUACAUCAGAGAAUUCACACUGGGGAAAAACCUUAUGAAUGCAGUGAUUGUGGAAAAGCCUUUACUCAGAAGUCAGCACUCACAGUGCAUCAGAGAAUUCAUACAGGAGAAAAAUCUUAUGUAUGCAUGAAAUGUGGACUAGCCUUUAUCCAGAAGGCUCACUUGAUUGCACAUCAAAUAAUUCAUACUGGAGAGAAACCUUAUAAAUGUGGCCACUGUGGGAAAUCCUUUACUUCCAAGUCACAACUCCAUGUACAUAAACGAAUUCACACAGGAGAGAAGCCUUAUAUGUGCGCUAAAUGUGGGAAGGCAUUCACCAACAGGUCAAAUCUCAUUACACAUCAGAAAACUCAUACAGGGGAGAAAUCCUAUAUAUGUCCUAAAUGUGGAAAGGCCUUCACACAAAGGUCAGAUUUGAUUACACACCAGAGAAUUCAUACUGGAGAAAAACCUUAUGAAUGUGGUACCUGUGGAAAAGCCUUUACCCAAAAGUCACACCUCAAUAUACACCAGAAAAUUCAUACCGGAGAAAGACAGUAUGAAUGCCAUGAAUGUGGGAAAGCCUUCAACCAGAAAUCAAUACUUAUUGUGCAUCAGAAAAUUCAUACAGGAGAGAAACCUUAUGUAUGCGGUGAGUGUGGUAGAGCUUUCAUCCGGAAGUCAAACUUCAUUACUCAUCAGAGAAUUCAUACUGGAGAGAAACCUUAUGAAUGCAGUGAUUGUGGGAAAUCCUUCACGUCCAAAUCUCAGCUCCUGGUGCAUCAACCAAUUCACACAGGAGAAAAACCGUAUGUGUGUGCUGUGUGUGGGAAAGCCUUUAGUGGCAGAUCAAAUCUCAGUAAACACCAAAAAACCCAUACAGGAGAAAAGCCCUACAUCUGUUCUGAAUGUGGGAAGACCUUCAGACAGAAGUCAGAGUUGAUUAUACAUCAUAGAAUCCACACUGGAGAGAAACCUUAUGAAUGCAGUGACUGUGGCAAAUCUUUCACUAAGAAAUCACAACUCCAAGUGCAUCAGCGAAUUCACACAGGAGAAAAGCCUUAUGUAUGUGCUGAGUGUGGGAAGGCUUUCACAGACAGGUCAAAUUUGAAUAAACAUCAGACAACACACACUGGAGACAAACCCUAUAAGUGUGUAGUCUGUGGGAAAGGCUUCGUCCAGAAAUCUGUGCUCAAUGUCCAUCAGAGUAUUCACACUUGAGAAGAACAGUGUGAGAAAACCUCAGUGAGAUCAGGUCUGAUUGUAUAUCAUUAAAUUUGUUAGCAGAAAAAUAUGCAUAUUAUAAGUAGAAAUACCCCAUCAAAGUGUCUCACAUUAUUGUAAAGAAUAGGGCCCUGAAUGAAGGGGGACCUUCCCACAUUAACACCACCUUCAUUAAACCUUGAAGCAUUCAUACUAGGAAAAUUGAUAGAAGGCUUCUCAUAAAAAUGUGAUGGGACAUUGUUACCAGAUUCUGCAUAGGAGAGGUUAUAUUAAGUCAUGUUAAUGAUAAUCCUGUUUACUGUGGAAUAGGUAGAUUACCAACAGGUUGAAUGGUACAACAACAUAAUGUAUAUGAUAGUGACAGAUCCUAAGUUCUGUGAGAUGUUUGCUGCAGAACGCAUUAUCUAACACCGUUUGGGGUAUUUUCUCAUUCUUCUGCUGAAUCUAACAUGGUUGUGUGUGUCCGGUCCCCCAUUGAGUAUUUCCAUCAAGAAAGAGAUAACUCAGUAAAAAAGUUCUUUAUGUAUGCAGACACAAACCUCCGAGUGUAUGUUGACCCAUUAUCCUCUAGCAUCAUGACUUGUAACCCCACCCCUUAUCAUCUCUACCACUAAAGUGUAUUUGACCCUCAUUAGUUCCUAGAAUAUUGUCUUCUGACACCCACAUAAUUGCAUUAGUGAUAAAUACUAAUGUCUGCUGACUGCCAUUAUCUCAUUUAGCUCCCAACAUAGUGUUUUGUGAACCUCCAGUACCCUCAGGAAAGCUUCUGAAAAGAAUUUUCAGGUCAUUUUGGUCAACUUUUCAUCUCCAUCUCCCUUUUGCUGUCAUAGUUCUUCCAGCUUAUUUGUCUGCCUUGAUGCCCUGACAUUUAUAAUAAUAACAAAUUAGAAACUCAUAUUAAAACACACCUCAACAUUUGUUCAA
Lynx canadensis (Canada lynx) is the source of this 4577-nucleotide messenger RNA. Its product is annotated as zinc finger protein 585A. The record is from RefSeq and is a predicted model, not a curated record. The coding region runs from base 1017 to 3650 and encodes 877 amino acids. Lineage: Eukaryota; Metazoa; Chordata; Mammalia; Carnivora; Felidae. Gene Ontology annotation, biological process: regulation of transcription by RNA polymerase II. The transcript has 4 exons. Gene Ontology annotation, molecular function: DNA-binding transcription factor activity, RNA polymerase II-specific; RNA polymerase II cis-regulatory region sequence-specific DNA binding.